AUGUACAAGACCUUUUAUUUCCCGACCAUUCUGAGCCAAACGAUCAGCUUGAAUGAAGGGGCCGAAAUACAGAACGCCAUCGGAGGAGGAUCGAUUACUUGGUACAAGGAUGGGGAGUCUGUGAACGGCAUAGGAGGCAAGAUCCAAAUACGGAACGCCCAACUGGGCGAUGGUGGCCUGUAUGCAUUCCGGCAGGCGUACGGGUUCGUGCAAACUUCGAGACUCGUCGUGCGCGCUUGCCCGAACGGAACGUACGGAGGCGGGUGCCAACUGAUUUGCCCUCCCUGCUUGAACGGAGGUAUUUGCCACGACAUCACCGGCGUCUGCGUCUGCCCUCCGGGAUUUAUAGGAGAGCGCUGUGAAGGAUUUUGCAACGCGUACCACUUUGGCAAGAACUGCACCCACAACUGCACCGAACUUUCGGCGCUGGCCGGUGGCGACCCACGUUGCCGGGGCAUGCUGUUCUGUCUGCCCGAUCCCUACGGCUGCUCCUGCUACCCGGGAUUCCGAGGAGUGGACUGCACCGAUGUGUGUUUAGCAGGAACCUACGGCGCCGACUGCAAGCAGAGACGGUUAUGCCACUGCCGAAAUGGCGGCGGUUGCCAUCCGCAGCGGGGAGUGUGUCCCGACAACAUCUGCGAAGAAGGCUACAGAGAUCCACCAUGGUGCGAACAAGCGUAUCCCGUUCUGAGAACAUUCUAUGCGACCGUCAUCGACGAAGAGAGCAUCAGUGUGCAUUGGGAGCCCUGGUCACCUCUGAGAGGAGACAACGGUGUCGGGGAGCCCGAUGGCUACAUUAUACAGUUCAAGGAGGGUGCGGCCAACACUUGGAACAGGACAGAUAUAAUCCCGGACACUGGCAAUGGCACUCUGUCAGGCUACAUCACUGAUCUGAAGCCAAACACGCGGUACAACGUUCAGGUGUUAGUGCAUGACGCCAGUGGUCACGUGCACUCGCAAACAGCUUCAACUGCUAGGGUGAAGACACAGUGCGGAGCACCGUUGUCGCCACCCAGCAACUUUAGCCACAACGAAACGACGGAUGGGAUGGUCAAGGUGACGUGGCAACUUCCAGAACGCUCCCAAUGGCAGUGCGACGCAGUGAGCGUGGAGAUGCAAAUCAACGACGGAACUCCUCAACAUUCAGCGAUGUUCGGGUUCACAUUUGCGACGAAGGCCUUCACUACGUACCGCAUUCAAGCACGCCUCACGACGUCACGCGGAGUUGGCCCCUGGUCGGACCCUUUCAAGUUUACUACACGCGAAGGAGCUCCGGGUGAAGUGAGCAGCUUGUACACCGAAAGGCUAUCAGCGAGAACGUACCGGCUUCGUUGGCAGCCGCCAGCAGUCGCCAAUGGCAUACUGCGGCAAUACCACCUGCUGCUAGUUGUGGAUGGACUCAAUGGUGUGCAAUGUCCCGAGUUUCGAGAACCCGACAGAAUCAACGCUUCUUUUCCGGUCAACGUGACGUCGGCCGUGUUCCAUAACCUCACGGCUUCGGCUGUGUACACGGUCUCCAUACUGGCCACGACGGUGAAAGAUGGUCCCUGGAAGGAUUACCGACUGACCACCACUGAGGAAGUUCCGGAGGCAGCUCCUCAAGGUCUCACUGUGACUGGUCAGAGAGAACGGUCAGCCGUAGCGUCUUGGCAACCUCCGGACUGCACGAAGGUGAACGGUCAGGUUACCUACUACCAAAUUAAUUGGACUUCCACGGCGGAGUGGGCGUCGAACGAACACUCAAGAAGACAGCUUGAGAACGUACUGGAAAUGUCCGACCUUGUCCCAUUCACGGAAUACAAGAUCACCGUGUCGGCUGAGAACAGUGUGGGCAUGGGCCCCACCGCUGAAUUCUCAUUUAGGACGGCACCCAGUGUGCCUCCAGCCCCCACUAACCUGACUGCGUACAGCGCAAGCAGCGAACUCUUGGCCCUCAGCUGGCUACCACCGUAUCCGCCGUUCGGAAUCCUGGAGCGCUACACCGUUCACUACAAGCCUGCGCGAGAGUCGGUUUUCCGGGAGGCCCUUGCACUGACUCCCGAACAAGCGACCUGCGACGGUGACGCCGAUGCCAGAACCGGCCACCACUGCGCCACCCUAGCGCCUUUAAUCCCAAAGAUGGAAUACCACGUGGUGGUCGUUGCCAAGAACAAAGACGUGGAAAUGUGGAGCGAGCGAAGCAACUUGGUCACUGCUGAGACACGGGAGUCAAAGGUGAAGUCCAAGCGACCGGAGGUGCGCACUCGAAAGUCACGUGACAGACCGGAAGUGGCACUAUGGAUGUUGGACAUGACGCUGAAGGCGCAUGACGAAUGA
This is a messenger RNA of Rhipicephalus sanguineus (brown dog tick), 2316 nucleotides long. RefSeq names its product protein sidekick-2-like. NCBI's taxonomy places the organism in Eukaryota, Metazoa, Arthropoda, Arachnida, Ixodida, Ixodidae. The record is from RefSeq and is a predicted model, not a curated record. The transcript is spliced from 14 exons. Gene Ontology annotation, molecular function: protein binding. Bases 1 to 2316 code for a protein of 771 amino acids.